Messenger RNA from Guillardia theta CCMP2712, 291 nucleotides. RefSeq lists its product as hypothetical. The record is from RefSeq and is a predicted model, not a curated record. Gene Ontology annotation, molecular function: disulfide oxidoreductase activity. The transcript is spliced from 2 exons. The annotation marks the transcript as partial. Lineage: Eukaryota; Cryptophyceae; Pyrenomonadales; Geminigeraceae.
UCGCAAGCGGAAGUGGACGAGAUGCUGCAAACUUUGAUCAACAAGUCACCCAUCAUGCUCUUCAUGAAGGGUUCGCCGUCUCAGCCCCAGUGUGGCUUCAGCAAGCAGAUGGUUUCCCUCCUGCAGCGGCAUAACAUUGAGUUCGACCAUUUCGACAUUCUUCAGGACGACCUUGUGCGACAAGAGUUGAAGCGAUUCAGCAAGUGGGCUACAUAUCCUCAGCUGUACGUCAACGGAGAACUUGUCGGUGGUCUAGACAUCUGCAAGGAGCUAGUCGAGGCCGGCGAGCUC